GGAUCACUCAAAUAAUCAUGCACUCUACAUACAGAAAUAUUCAAUUAAUUGUCACGUGGAUCACUCAAAUAAUCAUGCACUCUACAUACAGAAAUAUACAAUUAAUUGUCACAUGGAUCACUCAAAUAAUCAUGCAUUCUACAUACAGAAAUAUACAAUUAAUUGUCACGUGGAUCACUCAAAUAAUCAUGCACUCUACAUACAGAAAUAUACAAUUAAUUGUCACGUCGAUCACUCAAAUAAUCAUGCACUCUACAUACAGAAAUAUACAAUUAAUUGUCACAUGGAUCACUCAAAUAAUCAUGCAUUCUACAUACAGAAAUAUACAAUUAAUUGCCACGUGGAUCACUCAAAUAAUCAUGCACUCAACAUACAGAAAUAUACAAUUAAUUGUCAUGUGGAUCACUCAAAUAAUCAUGCACUCUACAUACAGAAAUAUACAAUUAAUUGUCACGUCGAUCACUCAAAUAAUCAUGCACUCUACAUACAGAAAUAUACAAUUAAUUGUCACGUGGAUCACUCAAAUAAUCAUGCACUCAACAUACAGAAAUAUACAAUUAAUUGUCACGUGGAUCACUCAAAUAAUCAUGAACUCUACAUACAGAAAUAUACAAUUAAUUGUCACGUGGAUCACUCAAAUAAUCAUGCACUCUACAUACAGAAAUAUACAAUUAAUUGUCACAUGGAUCACUCAAAUAAUCAUGCACGACUGGAAGAGUGCUAAAAUGUUAGCUGAUUUUAUAUUUCCUCAGUGGGAAAAAAAUAAAAUGAAUGGACUUUCAAAGUCGAUUGACCCCCAUGGAAAUUUUGGUAAUUUUUCCAACUAAAAUAACAUCCGGUUACAUAUUAAGUGAUAUGCUAAUUUGAAAAAUAAUUGAUCAGUUACAUGUUUGAUAACAGAUGCCAUUGCCAUAGAAACAGGUAUUGAACAAAAGAUAUCCUUGAUAUAAAUAAAACAUGAUGAGGGCCAAAUAUGCAUCCUCCGAUCACAGGGCUUCAAAAUCCAGAAUAUCUUCUUUCUUUUUACCUCCUGCUAUAACCAAGUUAGUAUGAAGUUGGACGCGCCCGAUUAAACUGAAUCACGUGAUCUAAUUAUGCGCCGAUGACGUAUACAUGAUUGCUGUCGCAGUGUUGCGACAGCCAAUCAAAUUGCGAGUUCUUAAUCGGGGAAAUGCUAACUGCUUAUAGCAGGGGGGAAGAAGGAGGUACGGAUUCUGGACACCUGCUUAGGAGGAUG
Owenia fusiformis is the source of this 1237-nucleotide messenger RNA. The record is from the annotation of a GenBank genome assembly. NCBI's taxonomy places the organism in Eukaryota, Metazoa, Annelida, Polychaeta, Sabellida, Oweniidae.